UCUAAAACAACAACAAAAAAAUGGAUAGCUCGUUGGCGACCAAAACUGAAGUCGUCAUCAGCCAUCUUGCUUCUCCCAAAACAAGCAAGUUGACCUGUACGUUAAUCGCCAGUUUCGUGGAUGUGAGAAAACAUUCCACAGUCAUGACGGCCCUCUGGGGGAAACUGGAACAAGAAUGUGGCCCGCUAGAAAAAUGAGUUCAACACCCCUGGUUUAGUAGGUUGUCUAUACUAGUGAUUCUCGACUGGUGGGUCAAGACCCAAAAGUGGGGCGCGGACCCAUUUUAGGACACGGGUCACCAGGAACCCCCUCUGGAACUGGGCCUGGAGGUAGAGCUCAAAGGGGAACGCCUGAAGCUCGACCUUGGCGAUCUGGAACGUCACCUCUCUGACAAGGAAGGAGCCGGAGCCCUCUUGGACUCCAGGUUGAGGGGUGAGAGCCUAUCCCAAGGGGAGGAGUUCAAGUAUCUUAGGUUCUUGUUCACGAACGAGGGAAGAAUGGAAUGAGAGAUUGACAGGUGGGUCGGAGCACUGUCCGCAGUGAUGUAAACUUUGUAGCUAAAGCUUUCAGUUUUCCAGUUGAUCUACGUUCCUACCCUGACCUACGGUCUCAAGCUGAUUCAGGUGCCUCCCAGAAGCCUCCCCCGGUGUGAGGUGUUCCGGGCAGGAGACCCCGGGAAUGACCCAGAACCCGGUGGCGAGACUACGUCUCUCGGCCGGCCUGGGAAUGUCUCGGGAUCCCCCCUGGAAGUGCGAGACUAAGCGGCUGGGUAAUGGGAAGUCUCGGAGUCCCUGCUAAAACUACUGCGCCCCAGACCCGACCUCAGAUAAGCAGUAGAAAACUGAUGGAUGGAUUGCAUUCGAUUCGAAUUAUACUUCAAGAAAAUUGAAUCCAACUUCAACUAAUGAAUGACGCGAUUAUUUAAUGAUGCAAUCCUUUAUUUAAUUUGGGGAAUUUCUAUAAAUUUAUAAGUCGCUGUUUUUGUAAUUUGUCCAGUGAGACGAUAGAGGGAGCUAAACGAACACUGACGGAACUUUAUGAGAGUUUUUACACUCGAGUACUCGCAUGUGUUAAAGAAUGAGGAACAAUCUUAAUUGGUGCGAUAUUUGAUCUGAUCUAUGUGAUUAAAUAUACCAUAUACCGUGCUAUUUGGAAUAAUUUCGGACAUAAUUAGUCAUGCAAUCCAUCCAGUUUCGCAUAUAAAUCAUAAUAAUGAGCGAGUGGGUAGAUUACAAUCUCGAAGGGCAAUCGAAACAUUUGGAUUUCCAUUUUAAUUGCUGAUGAAUGAGGAAACGCAAUAUAAAAAAAAAAACCUGUACAUGCCUACAUUUCCCAUGGUGCCUUUCACCGCUUGGGCCCCGCCCUCUCCUUUCCAUAACUUGACUGUAUCUGUUUUUGCUGUGAUUUGAUGGCUCGUGGGUAGCUGCGGGACUCGCACCGUCGCCCCGCGCCCCUUUUCCACCGCCCUCCGCUCCCUCGUCGUCCCUAAACAUACUUUUAUUUUUAAUUUCGCGGCGUUAUCGGAAACACGUACAUUAGUUGGUCGGGACUUUAGGAAGAUUUUUGCCAUCGGAGCGUCACCAGGAAGACUCCCACGUUUUUUUUUUGUGUGUGGGUGUUGUUGUUGUUCUUGCUGCCGCCGCACUCGGGUCGUGCUGGUCCGGAGACUGCAAGGGGCAGGGGGAAGGGGGGGGGGGGCGGUUAUCCUCGAGCUGUAUGGCUGUCAAGCCGUCUCAGGGCUCGCUUAGUGGACGGUAAAGGCUAUGAGUGUGCCGCCAGGCUAAGACGAGGGCGGACAGGCGAUGCCAACCGGCUAGCUACGCUAACCCGGGCGGGGAUCACCUUCUUGUGGGCGCCGUACUAUUUAGCACCCUUCUCGACCCCCACCCCGUUUUUUUUUUUUAAUUUAAAAAAUAUAUAUCUCAUUGGCUUCCCACGAACGAGACAAAAAUGCAGACGUAACGAUUCGGGUCGAGUCGGUAAGCUAGUCGUCGUCGUCGUCGCCGCCGCGAUGUCGCACAAGCUAGGCGCGCACAAGUUGGCCAUGGAGGGGAACGUGCAGCAAAAAAGUAGCCCGCUGACCCGGGAGCUCACGCGGAUAUUCGGCAGCUACAACAAGCACUCGGUUCUGCUCAAGAAGAACCUGAAGGAGACCAAUGCCUUCUUCCGGGAAAUCAGACAGAACUACAGCAACGCGUGUGCGUCGGCCAUGAGCUCGGAGUCGGCUUCCCUGGAGGCAGAGCAACUGAGCUGCAUCGCUUUUCCCAGACACGAAGAAGAGUUCCUCCGCAACACCGUGGGCGCUUUGCCGUAUAUUUUGGUGCUGGGCCAAGACUGCACCGCUCGCUACCAGCUGCUCAACUGCUUGCUCGGAGAGAGACUGCUGCCGCUGGGCCCCGAGGCCGGGGAGGCCUGCGGAGGCGACCGGGGCACCCCGUGUAAGAGGCGCAAGUUGUGCUUCACCCACGGGAGGCAGACGCGACUCAGCCUGGCUCUGCCGGGCCAGUACGAGCUGGUGCACCAGUUGGCGGCCAACCGCGGCCGCUGGGAUACGGUGCCCCGUGAAGACUUGGAGAUCCACGAGGAAUGCGAAGACCCGGCACACAGGCUCGCCGAGCUGGAGAUCACCCUGCAUCACCCUUUACUUCAGGAAGCAAAGGUCAUGGUGGUGCCUUGUGCGAGCGUCCAGCCCAUGGAGGAGGCCCUCGAGGAUUGCACGCGGAACGUGAUCCCUAUCAUUCUGUAUGCCAUCACGGAGGAUUCCUUAAACGCAGAGCAGGUGGCCGAGCUCUGGAAAGUCAAAGAGAUGCUCUCUUUUCCAAUCUGUUUUAUCCGCCUCCCCAACGCGAUGCCCGCAGCUUCGCCGGAGCUCAGCCGCCGCCCAGAGAAGGAAAAGGAACGGGAGAAGAGCGCGCUCCAUAAACAGCUGCUGUCCCUCGGGUUCCUUAGUGGCCCGACGGGAAACUGCUCCUGUGGGGCCCCCACGCAAAUGCCCACCCCGGGUGCCAAGCCGCAGAGCAUGCUGGGCGAGGCUUUCGAAAGACUGCACAGGCUGCUGGUGCCUUUUACACGCCAGGUGCUUCAGAACCAACAGGUGGAGGCCGCGAGCCUGCUCAACGGGCUGCACUGUCGCAGCCUCGAUCUUUUCAUCAACCAGGCCUUCGACAUGCAGCGAGACCUGCAGAUAACCCCCCGCAGGCUGGAGUACACCCGCGAGAAAGAGGGUGAAUUGUUCACCUCCCUCAUGGCUAUUGCCAACCGCAAACAGGAGGAGAUGAAGGAAAUGAUUGUGGAUACACUGAGCAGCAUGAAGGAGCAGCUCCUGGAGGACGCCGCUAACUUGGAGUUUACGGACAUAAUCGUGACGAGCAAUGGCGAGCCUGUUACGUCCAAGGAGAUCAAGUCCUGCAUCCAUCAGAUCCAGGAGCUGAUCGUGUUGCGUCUCAAUCAGGCCGUGGCCAAUAAACUCAUCCACUCUGUGGACUAUUUGAGAGAAAGUUUCGUGGGAACGCUGGAGCGAUGUCUCAGUAGUCUGGAGAAGUCCCACAUAGACUCGUCGGUACACAACAUCACGUCCAAUCACCUCAAACAGUUACUAAACGCAGCCUACCACGUCGAGGUCACCUUUCAUUCGGGAUCUUCUGUCACGCGCCUCGUCUGGGAGCAAAUCAAGCAGAUCAUCCACAGGAUAACGUUUGUGAACCCACCCGCCAUCUCGCACGAGUGGAAGCGCAAAGUGGCUCAGGACGCCAUCGAAAGUCUCAGCGCUGCUAAACUGGCCCGGAGCAUUUGCUCUCAGUUCAGAACUCGGCUCAACAGCUCCCAUGAAGCCUUUGCGGCGUCCCUGCGUCAGCUGGAGGAAGGCCACACGGGUCGACUGGAGCGCACUGAGGAUCUGUGGCUGCGCGUGAGGAAGGACCACGCCCCUCGGCUGGCCCGCCUGUCGCUGGAGAGCCGCUCCCUCCGAGACGUGCUGCUGCAUGGAAAACCAAAGAUGGGCCGGGAGCUGGGCCGCGGCCAGUACGGCGUGGUGUACUUGUGCGACAGCUGGGGGGGCCGCUUUCCAUGCGCCCUCAAGUCCGUGGUGCCCCCGGAUGACAAACACUGGAACGAUCUGGCGUUGGAGUUUCACUACACGAGGUCGCUGCCCAAACACGAGCGGCUCGUCGACCUGCACGGCUCCGUGAUCGACCACACGUACGGGGAAGGCUCCAGCAUCGCCGUGCUGCUCAUCAUGGAGCGGCUGCACCGAGACCUCUACACCGGACUCAAGGCCGGUUUGUCGCUGAGGGAGAGGCUGCUGAUCGCGCUGGAUGUGGUGGAAGGGAUCCGCUUCCUGCACAGUCAGGGCCUCCUGCACAGAGACAUCAAGCUCAAAAAUGUUCUGCUGGACAAGCAGAACCGUGCCAAGAUCACCGACCUGGGCUUCUGCAAACCGGAGGCCAUGAUGUCCGGCAGCAUCGUCGGAACCCCCAUCCACAUGGCACCGGAGCUGUUUACAGGAAAGUACGACAACUCUGUCGACGUCUACGCCUUCGGGAUCCUCUUCUGGUACUUGUGCACCGGUUCCGUGAAACUCCCGGAAGCCUUUGAGAAAUGCUGCAGCAAGGACCAACUCUGGAAUAACGUUAAAAAAGGCGCCCGACCCGAACGGCUGCCCUCCUUCGACGAGGAGUGCUGGCAGCUGAUGGAGGCCUGCUGGAACGGCGACCCGUCCCAGCGGCCCCUGCUCGGCAUCGUGGAGCCCGGCCUGCAGAGCAUCAUGGUCCGCCUGUGCAACGACGACUCGGAGCAGAAGAGCAGCAGCCUGGAGGACUCGAACUGAAAACACUCCCGACGGGAAAAAAACGAGCGCGCACGUCACGGGGGGGAUCGCGGUUCGUCAAAGGUAUUUUUGUCGUAUUUAUGAACGGGCGCUCGAUGGCCGUCCUUCUUGUUCACGUGUGGGAUUUGUGUAAUUUAUGAGAGGGUACCGACGUUUGCAAAGUUUGUUUUAUUAUUUGUAUAGAAGUCCUCCACGUUGACAUGCUAACUGCAACUCAUUCACAAAAAAAUGUUACUAGAUGCAACUUUUAAAUGUUGUCCGUUAAGUGUCGAGCGAAAAAAACAAACAAAAAAAAAAAGACUUAAGGUAAACAUUUUAGAUCGUAUUUAAUGUCUGCAUCUACACAAACACUUUUUUUUUUUUUAAAUAAAAUGAUCUGUUACAAGGGG
Syngnathoides biaculeatus (alligator pipefish) is the source of this 5214-nucleotide messenger RNA. RefSeq names its product dual serine/threonine and tyrosine protein kinase (gene dstyk). NCBI's taxonomy places the organism in Eukaryota, Metazoa, Chordata, Actinopteri, Syngnathiformes, Syngnathidae. Gene Ontology annotation, biological process: protein phosphorylation. The record is from RefSeq and is a predicted model, not a curated record. Bases 2012 to 4825 code for a protein of 937 amino acids. Gene Ontology annotation, molecular function: ATP binding; protein kinase activity. The transcript is spliced from 17 exons.